Molecule: messenger RNA, 2147 nt
Organism: Neomonachus schauinslandi (Hawaiian monk seal)
Lineage: Eukaryota; Metazoa; Chordata; Mammalia; Carnivora; Phocidae
Gene: TMEM50B
Product: transmembrane protein 50B
Exons: 7
Coding region: 137-613 (158 amino acids)
Biological process (GO): late endosome to vacuole transport via multivesicular body sorting pathway; protein targeting to vacuole
Source: RefSeq, a predicted model, not a curated record
CUGAGGUGGAGCGGUGGACGCCGGCCGGGUCGGGGCACGGUCGCCACCUCCUCUGAGCGUGCGCUCGGGGUCGGCGUGGGUGUCGGGGAGGCCAGAAUACAGAGUUUAAUGAAAAACCCAUGCUUACAGGGUGAAAAUGGCAGGCUUCCUCGAUAAUUUCCGUUGGCCAGAAUGCGAAUGUAUUGACUGGAGUGAGAGAAGAAAUGCCGUGGCUUCUGUGGUGGCAGGCAUAUUGUUUUUUACAGGUUGGUGGAUAAUGAUUGACGCCGCCGUGGUGUACCCUAAGCCAGAGCAGUUGAACCAUGCUUUUCACACGUGUGGCGUGUUCUCCACAUUGGCUUUCUUCAUGAUAAAUGCUGUGUCCAACGCUCAAGUGAGGGGGGACAGCUAUGAAAGCGGCUGUUUGGGAAGAACAGGUGCUCGAGUUUGGCUCUUCAUUGGUUUCAUGUUGAUGUUUGGGUCACUUAUUGCUUCCAUGUGGAUUCUUUUUGGUGCAUAUGUUACCCAAAAUACCGAUGUUUAUCCAGGACUGGCUGUGUUUUUUCAAAAUGCACUUAUAUUUUUUAGCACUCUGAUCUACAAAUUCGGAAGAACUGAAGAGCUGUGGACCUGAAAGCACUUCUUAGAUCACAUUUCCUUUUGUUUUGUUAUAUUUGUAGAUAAGUUUUUCUCUCAACAUAAUUUACACAUUGCCAAAUGGGAUAGAUUGUACAUUAAGUGUUUUGUUUCUUUACACUUUUAUGCUCUGAGUUUUGAAAUAGUUUUAUGAAGUUUCUGUCCUUUUUUAAAAUCAUUGAAUAGAUUGUUAAUAUGUACAUAUACAAAACUAUAUAGAUGGGAUGAUGAGUAUCAGUUUUUUAUUCCUGAAGACUUAAAGCUUGAUCUGUUCCCUGAGCCAGGGUUGUAUCUUCAUGUCAUCUUAGAGUUUUGUUUUUAGUAUCUUUAGUUUUAGUAUCUUUAAUUUCUGAAGAUGUGCAAAAAAAAAAAAAAAUUUAGCUCCAUGCAUCUGAAAUAAGCACUGAGCCAUUAACAAGGGUAUUUCAGCAAGUUGUAAUUUAUUUUGGCUUAAAAAUGAGAUUUUUUAAAAGGAAAAAUGUUUGUUCUUAUGUAUUAAAGAAAUGGACUUUUUAUAUGAAGAUUUUUUAAAUGCCUGAAGGACUAGUUUGAAAGCCUCUUUUAAAAACAGUUUCUCUAACGUGACUUUGAGAAGGGGUAAUGCGUGAUCAGGUGCGCUCAGUUUUAUGUGGUCAGUGUGAAAAGGCUGUGCGACAGCUCAGCAGCUUCGGGUAAAAACAGCUCCAACGGUCUGUCUAAUGGGGCUCUCUGGGCGGGCUGCUCUUCUCUGACUCUACAAAGUUCAGCAUCAAGCGAGUGUGAGACAGCUGCAGUGUAAGAGCAUGAACCAUAUAGCAAAAACUGGAAUAAUUAGUUUCAAGAUAAAGCACUUCUUCCCAAAGGGAAUUAUUAUGACCUAGUGAAAAUUAGGCGUUAUCUCCACACUUAGUUACCAACCGCAAAUGUCUCUUUGCACUAGCUCUCAAACUUUGGGUGGACUCUUCCUGCAGAAUAUGUCAUUAACCCGAAAGUCCAUAAUUCCAGUCGAAACCUUCUUUUGCUGAGUUUGAAACACUGUGCACCAUGCGUAUUCCUGCGAGAGGAGACGUCAAAGGGAUGGUUGGGUCCUUGUUGCUACUUUUGCUUUCCUUUGUUAUACAGGCUUUGUGUUGCACUUUUUUCCUCCAGAGGGAUUUUAUAGCACCUUUUGUUGUAAGACAGAAUAAUAGCAAUUGUAUAAAUAUGUAGCUUCUAAUGCAAGCCUUAUCUUGCUUUACCCUCUCUGCUCUCUGAGCGGGUUUACCGUGCACAGGGUAUGAAGCGAUUGUGGAACACUGUGCCUUUGUCUAGACACCUUCUUGUUUAAUUACUUCUUCCUCUGUUGUUGUGUUUCCCUCCAAAUGUCAGUAAACUUUGUCUUGCUUCCAACAACUUGUAAGGCUCAUUACUGGUGGCCACUCUCUCAUCAUGUGUUGCAAUAAAUACUGUUUUUCACACAUCCUAAUAUUGUGAAAUCAGUUGGAGAAAAUGAACCAUAAAAAUUGGCUUGUUGUUCAUUUUCAGUUAUUCAAGUGGACCCGGUCACAGAAACA